GGACGUUCCUCAGAUAAAUCAUCUACGUGAUGGCGCAAAGCUUGCAUAUCGUAUUCUGAACCCUACGUCUGUCGCACAGCCCUUGAUUCUCGUGCAUGGCUUGAGCGGGAUAAUGAGCGAUUGGGAGCCACUGGCGAGCAGCCUGGCAAAAUCACGACCAGUACUGGUCUACGAUCAUCGCGGUAUCGGGGAGUCCUCCUUCGCCAAUCCUGCUGGCGACAAGGUGACUAUCGAGCUAAUGGGGCGCGAUCUACUUGAGCUGCUGGCGUUCCUAAGAUGGACAAGGCUCGCCAUUUGCGGCUUCUCCAUGGGUGGGACCGUCGUGCAACAACUCUUGCUCCUGCCGUACCACUCAAGCGCGCCAGCGGUAUUGCCCUUUCAGAUUACGCACGUUGUGCUUGCUGCUACGAUGGCGUCGACAGUGAUCAGCAAAGGCGCGCAGGUGUUGUUGCAGCAGCGUCGCGCGCGUACGGAGGCGGAGAUGCUGGAGGGUGCGCGCCGGGUUGUAGAAGUCUCGUUUGACUCCAGGUGGGCGAAAGAUUCGGUGAAUGCGGAGAAGGUGGAAGUGUGUGCGAAGCAGUUCGCAAAGCCAAGGUCAAAGAAGGCCAUAGACGCUCAAGCAAAAGCGACGAUGAACAUCAACUUCGGGAACCUGCAUUCCCGGCUCCCGCACGACAUACAGUUCCUCGUUAUACACGGCACUCUGGACAGCAUCGUGCCAUACAGUUGCAGCGAGGAGAUCAUAGAGAAGAUCCCUUGGGCUCGACGGGUACAGACUGGUCGUGAUCCCGGCGAGAUCGAGCAUCUGGAAUUUGGUCACCAAUGGUAUGGGUACUUCGACGUGGAGAGGUGGCGGCAGGUCUUCGAUGUAUUCCUGCGAUCACCAGAAGGGCAGGUGAAGGGGCGAUUCGCCAAGCUCUGAUAGAUGGCUUUGAUGAGAGCGGGAUGAGCUAGGACUGAUCUAUAUUUGUUGCUCUUGCCAGUACGACUCCGAGAGGGGGCCUAAGCAAUACCUUGGUCAGUACUG
Schizophyllum commune H4-8 is the source of this 1027-nucleotide messenger RNA. RefSeq names its product alpha/beta-hydrolase. Bases 113 to 922 code for a protein of 269 amino acids. The record is from RefSeq and is a predicted model, not a curated record. Lineage: Eukaryota; Fungi; Basidiomycota; Agaricomycetes; Agaricales; Schizophyllaceae. The transcript is spliced from 6 exons.